UGAGCGCAGAGGCUUCGUCACGUGUUUUGCUCCUCUGGAGUGAGACGGCGGCGCGGUCUGAAGAGGGCCAGCGCGCGGUGCCAGCCGCCGCAGCCGCCGCUUGUUUUGGUUGGGGCUCUCGGCAACUCUCCCGAGGAGAAGGAAGGAGGGAGGAGGAGGAGGGAGGAGGAGAGAAGUAACUGUGGCGGCUGCGCCUCCGGAGGACCGGGCGUCUUCCCCGAUCUCUUCCCAAACCUCCCCCCUCCCCGCCUCCCUCCCUCGUCCCCUCCCCUCCUCCCUUGCGGACUGGAGCUAGGGCAGGGAUGAGCCUGUCCCUCUGGACCGUCCCCUGCUCCCCCGGCUGCCCAGUAACGUUGCGCGUGGAAAAGCCACUUUCCCCGCCCGCCGAGAUGGGCUCGAGUGCGGGCUGCAGAGGACGCGUCCUCGGGCGGCAGCAGCAGCAGCAACAGCCGCAGCGCCGCGGUCUCUGCGAUUGAGCUGGUAUUUGGGCGGCUGGUGGCGACGGGGACGGUUGAAGGGUGGGAGGAGGCAGAGGAGGAGGAGGAGAAGGAGGAGGGAGAACCCGGUGCAACGUUGGGACUUGGCAGCCCGCCUCCCCCUGCCCAAGGAUAUUUAAUUUGCCUCGGGAAUCGCUACUUCCAGAGGGGAACUCGGGAGGGAAGGCGCGCGCGCCCAGAGGGCCAAGCGGGGACUCCUCGGGCCAUCGCUGCCUCCCUGCAUCGGACUCGACCAGGGGCGGCAAGGGAUGCACCAUAGCUCCUUCUCUGCUGCAGGGACUGGGGGAGACUUAGUCCUCGGAAGAUUGCGGCUGCACUCACCCUAGACCCACUGCCUUUCCCUCUGGGCACGAAACGCCCUUAAACUCGGAUCAGGCUAUCUUCCUUGGCGCAGCUACCUCGUCCUUCGGCUGCCCCUCCCCAGCGCCAGGAACAGCGUAAAUUUAGGAGUCAGAAUUUCUGCGUGCUUCCUCCAGCCCGGAGUGCAUGUGCGGGGCCGCACUGAGAAGCCACCCCUCACCCAGUUUUUCGACACCUCCCUCUGCUUCGCAGCAGCAUGGCGAGCCCUCCGGAUACCGAUGGCUUCUCAGACGUGCGCAAGGUGGGCUACCUGCGCAAACCCAAGAGUAUGCAUAAGCGCUUUUUCGUGCUGCGGGCGGCCAGCGAGGCCGGGGGCCCGGCGCGCCUGGAGUAUUAUGAGAACGAGAAGAAGUGGCGGCACAAGUCGAGCGCCCCCAAACGCUCGAUCCCCCUCGAGAGCUGUUUCAACAUCAACAAGCGGGCUGACUCCAAGAACAAGCACCUGGUGGCUCUCUACACCCGAGACGAACACUUUGCCAUUGCGGCGGAUAGCGAAGCUGAGCAAGACAGCUGGUACCAGGCUCUUCUGCAGCUGCAUAAUCGGGCAAAGGCCCACCAUGACGGGGCUGGAGGAGGCUGCGGUGGUAGCUGCAGCGGCAGCUCUGGCGUCGGAGAGGCAGGGGAGGACUUGAGCUAUGACACGGGUCCAGGACCCGCGUUCAAGGAGGUCUGGCAGGUUAUCCUGAAACCCAAGGGCCUGGGUCAGACAAAGAACCUGAUUGGCAUCUACCGCCUCUGCCUGACCAGCAAGACCAUCAGCUUUGUGAAGCUGAACUCCGAGGCAGCCGCUGUGGUGUUGCAGCUGAUGAACAUCAGACGCUGUGGCCACUCAGAGAACUUCUUCUUCAUCGAGGUGGGGCGUUCAGCUGUGACAGGGCCUGGCGAGUUCUGGAUGCAAGUGGAUGACUCCGUGGUGGCUCAGAACAUGCAUGAGACCAUUCUAGAGGCCAUGCGGGCCAUGAGCGAUGAGUUUCGCCCGCGCAGCAAAAGCCAGUCUUCAUCCAGUUGCUCCAACCCCAUCAGCGUUCCCCUGCGCAGGCACCAUCUCAACAACCCUCCACCCAGCCAGGUGGGACUGACUCGGAGAUCUCGAACUGAGAGCAUCACUGCCACCUCCCCUGCCAGUAUGGUGGGUGGGAAACCAGGUUCCUUCCGGGUGCGUGCCUCCAGCGAUGGCGAAGGCACCAUGUCCCGUCCAGCAUCAGUGGAUGGCAGUCCUGUGAGCCCUAGCACCAACAGGACCCACGCCCAUCGGCAUCGAGGCAGCUCCAGGCUGCACCCCCCACUCAACCACAGCCGCUCCAUCCCCAUGCCUUCUUCACGAUGCUCACCUUCAGCCACCAGCCCAGUGAGUCUGUCAUCCAGUAGUACCAGUGGCCAUGGCUCCACUUCAGACUGUCUCUUCCCGAGGCGCUCUAGUGCUUCAGUGUCUGGUUCUCCUAGCGAUGGCGGUUUCAUCUCUUCUGAUGAGUAUGGUUCUAGUCCCUGCGAUUUCCGAAGUUCCUUCCGCAGUGUCACCCCAGAUUCCCUGGGGCACACCCCACCAGCCAGGGGUGAGGAGGAGCUGAGCAAUUAUAUCUGCAUGGGUGGCAAGGGAGCCUCCACCUUGGCUGCUCCCAAUGGUCACUACAUUUUGUCUAGGGGUGGCAACGGCCAUCGCUACAUCCCAGGUGCUAACUUGGGGACAAGCCCAGCGCUGACUGGAGAUGAAGCCGCGGGUGCAGCAGAUCUGGAUAACCGGUUUCGGAAGAGAACUCACUCCGCAGGCACAUCGCCUACCAUUUCCCAUCAGAAGACCCCCUCACAGUCUUCAGUGGCUUCUAUUGAGGAAUAUACAGAGAUGAUGCCCGCUGCCUACCCACCAGGAGGUGGCAGUGGAGGCCGACUGCCCGGCUACCGGCAUUCAGCCUUCGUGCCCACCCACUCCUAUCCCGAAGAGGGUCUAGAGAUGCACCACUUGGAACGUCGUGGAGGCCACCACCGUCCAGACACCUCCAACCUCCACACUGAUGAUGGCUACAUGCCCAUGUCUCCUGGGGUGGCUCCAGUGCCCAGCAACCGCAAAGGAAAUGGAGACUAUAUGCCCAUGAGCCCCAAGAGUGUAUCUGCCCCACAGCAGAUCAUUAACCCCAUCAGACGCCACCCACAGAGAGUGGACCCCAAUGGCUAUAUGAUGAUGUCACCCAGUGGUAGUUGCUCACCUGACAUUGGAGGUGGGUCCAGCAGCAGUAGUGGCAUCAGCGCAGCCCCUUCUGGGAGCAGCUAUGGGAAGCCAUGGACAAAUGGAGUAGGGGGGCACCAUACUCAUACCCUGCCUCAUGCCAAACCCCCUGUUGAGAGCAGUGGUGGUAAGCUCUUGCCUUGCACAGGUGACUACAUGAACAUGUCACCAGUGGGAGAUUCCAACACCAGCAGCCCCUCAGAAUGCUAUUAUGGCCCAGAAGAUCCCCAGCACAAGCCGGUCCUCUCUUACUACUCAUUGCCAAGGUCCUUUAAGCACACCCAGCGCCCUGGAGAGCCAGAGGAGGGUGCCAGGCACCAGCAUCUUCGUCUCUCUUCGAGCUCUGGACGCCUUCGCUAUACCGCAACUGCCGAAGAUUCCUCCUCUUCUACCAGCAGCGACAGUCUGGGUGGGGGUUACUGUGGGGCCAGGCCAGAGUCUAGCCUCACACAUCCCCACCACCACGUCUUGCAGCCCCAUCUGCCUCGAAAGGUAGACACAGCUGCACAGACCAACAGCCGCCUGGCUCGACCCACAAGGCUGUCCUUGGGGGAUCCCAAGGCAAGCACCUUACCCCGGGUUCGAGAGCAGCAACAGCAGCAGCAGUCUUCCCUGCACCCUCCCGAGCCCAAAAGCCCAGGAGAAUAUGUGAAUAUUGAAUUCGGGAGCGGCCAGCCUGGCUAUUUAGCGGGCCCUGCAACUUCCCGUAGCUCUCCUUCAGUUCGAUGUCCACCCCAGCUCCACCCAACUCCUAGAGAAGAGACUGGCUCGGAAGAGUACAUGAACAUGGACUUGGGGCCAGGCCGGAGGGCAACCUGGCAGGAGAAUGGUGGAGUUGAGUUGGGCAGAGUAGGCCCUGCACCUCCGGGGUCUGCUAGCGUUUGCAGGCCAACCCGAUCGGUGCCAAAUAGCCGUGGUGACUACAUGACCAUGCAGAUAGGUUGUCCUCGUCAAAGCUAUGUGGAUACCUCACCAGUGGCCCCAGUCAGCUAUGCUGACAUGCGGACAGGCAUUGCUGCAGAGGUGAGCCUGCCUAGAACCACAGGAGCUGCUCCUCCUCCAUCCUCCACAGCCUCUGCUUCUGUUACACCUCAAGGAGCCACCGCUGAGCAAGCUACUCACUCUUCCUUGCUGGGAGGCCCUCAGGGACCUGGGGGCAUGAGUGCAUUCACCAGGGUGAGCCUCAGUCCCAACCAUAACCAGAGUGCCAAAGUGAUUCGCGCAGACACGCAAGGGUGCCGGAGGAGGCAUAGCUCUGAGACCUUCUCAGCACCUACUCGGGCUGGCAAUACAGUGCCCUUUGGAGCAGGGGCUGCAGUAGGGGGCAGCGGUGGUGGAGGUGGCGGCAGUGAGGAUGUAAAACGCCACAGCUCUGCAUCCUUUGAGAAUGUGUGGCUGAGACCUGGGGAUCUAGGGGGAGUCUCCAAGGAGUCGGCUCCAGUGUGGGGGGCUGCUGGGGGUCUGGAGAAGAGUCUUAACUACAUAGACCUGGAUUUGGCCAAGGAGCGCUCUCGGGACUGCCCCUCUCAACAGCAGUCCUUACCACCCCCACCCCCUCACCAGCCCUUAGGCAGCAAUGAGGGCAACUCCCCAAGACGCUCCAGUGAGGAUUUAAGCAACUAUGCCAGCAUCAGCUUCCAGAAGCAGCCAGAAGAUCAUCAAUAGCUUAACUGGACAUCACAGCAGAAUGAAGACCUAAAUGACCUCAGCAAAUCCUCCUUUUAACUCAUGGGUACCCACACUCGAACUAUUUCACGAUUCACAACCAGGACCUCACGUCUUCCUCCUCAGUAGAUGGUAUGAUGCAUCCGUUACAGUUUUGUUUACUUUGUACAAUCCUCAGGAGUUCAUUGACUGAACUGCACGUUCUACAUUGUGCCAAGCAACAAGAAAGCACUGUGACACCGGAACAAUGAGUGUGCAUAAACUUUAUCUUGAACUUUAAGGACAGCUGGUCACGAAGAGCUGGUGCACUCCCUACCACCAAGAGAAUGGGUUUACUCCCGUCAAACUUGCAACCGACGUUUCCUCUACUCUGAAACCAUGUUCCAUGAUGCGCCUCUGUAAAUUACUUCAUAUGGAACUGUUCAUGUUGGGUGGAGAGAGUAUUAAAUAUUUAACAUAGGUUUUGAUUUAUAUAUGUAAUUUUUAAUGAAAAUGUAGCUUUCCUUACAGCACAUUUUUUUUUUUUUGAUGUGGAACUGAGGUAUUCAAUGUUCUGUUUUAAAGAGUGGGAUGAAUGCUUAAAACGAGGCUAAAAAGAGUAGACUAGGGGAUGACCUUGUUUUAACGUUCUAAUUCUGAAAAAUAAUAUAAUAAGAAUCAUAGUGCCAUAGAAGGUUCUGGACUGUAUAGUUGUACUUGCUGAUACUGUAAUAUAAACUUAAUGUUGAGCUGAGUUCCUUUAAAGAAUUAAGCUUAGUUUUGUAUGUUUUUGUUUUUGUUCUUUUCCAAACGGAAGGAGGAUGUAUUCUACUGGGGUGUUUUCAAGUGUCGGCUUAGAAUUGGAAGUUGAAUGGAAGCGAACUGUAACAAAGAGAGGAAACCACAGACUUCCAUUGUAAAUACUGUAGAGAGAAGGAGACAGAAGCGAUCCGUUCAAGUCAAAAGCUCUCCUCGGAAUGAAGAAUGUUUAUAAAUUCUGAAAAUGUCUUUCUGUUCAUAAUACUAGACACUGUUGGACCCUCCCCCCACUUCUAUAAGCUUUUGCCCCCACCCACCCUUGUCCUUUUUUUCUGUGUACAUAUCAUAUUUCAUUUCAUACAUUGCCUCAAGAAGGCUCAAGAGACAAGUGCAUUCUUGCUAACUGGAAAUUAAAAUUCCAGAUUUUUUUUUUUUUAAAGUCAUGACCAGGGUUAUGUGUUUUGUUCCCUAAGACACCUAUCUCGUGUGUUCUGGGAACUUUCCGUGUUAUGUGUGUUUGAAAUGAAUGCAAUUGGCCCAUUUGCCCUGGUGUUUGCUGGCCUUUUAGUGGUUAGCUAGUGAAACACAGUUUACAGAGAGCACAUAAAAACUUAGUGACCUGCCUUUGAAACAUCUAGGAGUGAAAAUGUGAAUCCUUUCCUUGUUUGGAAGGUCCACAUAUCUUAGGACUUUUCACUUUAUCAAGUAUAAAUGGCAAUGACUAUACCUGAAGAUGUUUCCUCUGGAAUUGUAAGUUGUCUUUGCCACGACACUCCCUGAAAUGACGGUGAAGACUCAAUGAUCAGGCUCCCUCUGAGUCCCUGUGAACUCAGCCCUGCUUCAGGGAGGAGCAACACUCUACUUCUGGGAAGGUUUGAGCUUCCUGGGUGGGGUUGCAAGGAAGGAGCAAGGGUUGGGACACGACAGUUGCCCAGUUGCCCUGAUCAACUGGUUGGGGACCCCUGGCUCUAUUCAAAGAGAUAAAUAGACCCCCAACUGCUGAGGUGCGGGUUAGUGUUCAGUCAACCAGAUGUACAAUGUUCAGUGUUGCAGAUCUUAAUCAUUUGCAUGCUCAUCCAUUUCUAAGAUAAAUAGGUCUCUAGUCAUAAGAAUUCAUUGUUUUCAAGGAACUCACCAAAUGACAUCAUUUGCUGUCAGUUAGAAAGGCUUUGAAAAUAGGAAGUGAAAGUUGGUGUUUUACAAAUGUAUGAGAAAAGACUCUCAUUGUUAAAGUGACUUUUUAUUUAUUUAUUUUUUUUUAAGCAUUCUGACUCAAAUUCUUGCUAAGGUAAGAAGAAAGCAAGCUGAUUGCUCUCUGCCCUCAAGGAUCUGAGUUACUAAAAAGAGACCAGUGAACAAUGUCAGCCCCAACCUGUCAAGCUGGCUGAAGUUUCUGGAGGAGCCCAGGCUUUGAAUAUUUAUGACUGACAUACCUCUGCAUGUGGGGUUAUUGACACUCGGGGUGAGAACAGGAACGAACAGACUGGACAAUCGUCUCCUGGUUCCUAUCUCUCUUGCUUUGUAUUGAGUCAGUAUGUAAAGGUAGCCUUUCUUGUUCAGCUUCUUCUAGACUUUACCUGAGCUAGGGUUGAUGAAAGUAUCAAACUUGGCUGACUUACAACUGGAAGUUGCUGGUACCCCGGCUGAAAUCUCACGCUCUGGCUCCUUGAAGGGUUUACUUUAAGCACAUCAGCUGCUAAGUUUUUGUGUUCAAUUCCUAUUAAAGGGGGGGGGGGGUUGGCCUUUAUCUAUUUCCAAGUAUUUGCAGGCCAACCAAGGGCUUAUAUUAAUGGGGCUUCUAGUGGCUUCUGGCUAACCUGGAAGUUUGUGGCUUUUUUUUUUUUUUCCUUUAUGAGACCAACCUUUCACAGCAUUCUUUCUUAAAGACUUGUUAGGACAGGGUUUUAAAAUUCUUCUUUGUGAAAAGAACAGGUAUGCUCCCUUGGCUAAGAUGAUAGCUUUCUUUGGGGUGAAAGCAAAGCCCUAGAACCAGCUGGAAAUGAGGGGACUGACUCCAUUAAUGAUCAACCGCCUGGGUCAAUAAUGACAAAUCAGUACUGAUGCUACAUGGGUGGCCAUUUCUUGCUAACUUUCAAAGGUCAGGGACACUCUUGACUAAUUUACCAACGACACAAGUAGAUCGGCUCAAGAAUCAUCUAGCCAGCAAUAGAGAGCUUUAUCCUGUCUUUCCUCGGCAUUUGUCUUUUAACUCUCAUUUAUAUGUGAGACAAAGUGUUACUGUACUAUAGGAAACAAUAUUUUAUAGUGUGGGAACCCUAUUUGAUACAGUGGAACAUCCUGAAAGCAAUAUACCAUGUACUUGGAUACACCUUUAAAACGGGUGACUUAAAGAUAGGGGAAGAUGGCUUAUCCCAUGGUGACAGUAAGAGCCAUGACGGAUAGUACAGUUGUGAAGUGCUGUGACUAGGGGUGAUAAUGAUCCCAUAUUUACCUCAUGCUGUCUUGGCUGAGAUCUCUAUGUGAGAUAGUCAUACAAAGAGGUCCUAUACCAGGAAACUGACAUUGGGGAGAAAAAGGAUUUUUUUGGAAGGCAUAUGGAGGACAAUGCGGGGAACCAAAUAAGAACUAGUUUCUUGGUAGUGACAGGACAGGAGGGUUAGUGCUGUCAUGACAAGGUGGAUGUUAGCAGGAGGUGGUGUUCUCCUCACCUGCUCUGGCUGCCUGAAAGUCUUGAAAGAAGCAGGGUGUCCUUCCAGGUGUGUGAGCAGGCACAACCUUGUCAGUAAUAACCAAAAGACCUCCAUGCUGAGCUGGGGGGGCUUAGCUAUGGAGAGUAAAGACAGCCUUCCGUAUAGUUAGUAGAACCAGGCAUUGAACAUUGGGCCUCUGGUCAUCCCUGAGUCAAGCCUGAGAUGGUGAUGGUUCUACUAGAGCUCUGUCUAUCCAUCUCCUCCACAUGCCUGCAGAGAGUAUGGCACAGCUAGUGUGUUGGGUAUCUAUCACUCACUAUUUGCAGCUAGAGCACCAAACAAAUGCUGGAAGGAAACUGAGAGGUUCUGGACAUGUUUGGCCCUACUCUUAAUUAAAGAGCCUAUAAUUAGCCAAUAUGGUUUUUAAGCAUAUGACUUGGGUAAGGCGUUAUUUCCCUUCCCUAGCUUAUCCAUGAUGGCUCGGCAUUUGGUAUGUUCACACCAAGAGAUGGCUAUGUUAUCCCUUUGCCAUCCACCUGCUAUGUAAACCUCUCUUUGUCCACGCUGUCCCUUUCUCCAGUGCUAACCAUUAUGCCAUACCGUAGAACAAAUUCACUACCCAGGAAAAUGUGUCUGUUUGCAUACUCAUCUUUAGUGUUAGCAUUUUUUUUUUUUUAGUCCAUUUUAGAACUUUGCCACUGGCCUAAGAGUAGAGUUUUCAGAAUAAUCUUUCAUAUGUAGUUGUUUUCCUUAUACCUCUUGGCUACAGGGUGGGCCAAACGAAUGCCAUCUAUCUUUCCAUUUGCUGUGUGUGGUUUGGUUUAUCAUCUGAAGAUGGUGGUGCUAUCGACGGUGCUACUUCAUCUGUGUACAAAAGACCGACGCAUGGUCUAUGUUGCUACCAAAACAUUUACUGUAUAUAUGUGGAUAACGUAUUAUGUAUAUAUGUAAUGGGUACCAGGCCAGGUUUAUAUUUUUUUUCUUUAGAAGUGUUUCACUUUUACAAGCUUUCUUUAUAGUGUUAUGCUUGUGUUCAAUUCUUUUACCCCCAAUGCUGUCUGGUACUUAGAAUUGUAGUGUCUUCAUCGUUAAUUAAAGAAAACCAUCUAAAUGAA
Messenger RNA from Mus pahari (shrew mouse), 9247 nucleotides. RefSeq names its product insulin receptor substrate 1 (gene Irs1). Gene Ontology annotation, cellular component: plasma membrane; cytosol. Gene Ontology annotation, molecular function: phosphatidylinositol 3-kinase binding; insulin receptor binding. The transcript has 2 exons. The coding region runs from base 1054 to 4743 and encodes 1229 amino acids. Gene Ontology annotation, biological process: insulin receptor signaling pathway. Lineage: Eukaryota; Metazoa; Chordata; Mammalia; Rodentia; Muridae. The record is from RefSeq and is a predicted model, not a curated record.